Carlito syrichta (Philippine tarsier) is the source of this 2922-nucleotide messenger RNA. It is a transcript of the gene DHX37, whose product is annotated as DEAH-box helicase 37. The record is from RefSeq and is a predicted model, not a curated record. The transcript has 24 exons. Lineage: Eukaryota; Metazoa; Chordata; Mammalia; Primates; Tarsiidae. Gene Ontology annotation, biological process: maturation of SSU-rRNA from tricistronic rRNA transcript (SSU-rRNA, 5.8S rRNA, LSU-rRNA). Gene Ontology annotation, cellular component: intracellular anatomical structure; nucleolus. The annotation marks the transcript as partial. Gene Ontology annotation, molecular function: RNA binding; ATP binding.
GAGGAGCGGCUGAAGCUCCCGAUUCUCGCUGAGGAGCAGGUGAUCAUGGAGGCAGUGGCCGAGCACCCCAUUGUCAUCGUGUGUGGUGAGACUGGCAGCGGGAAGACCACACAAGAGGAGCGGCUGAAGCUCCCGAUUCUCGCUGAGGAGCAGGUGAUCAUGGAGGCAGUGGCCGAGCACCCCAUUGUCAUCGUGUGUGGUGAGACUGGCAGCGGGAAGACCACACAAGUGCCUCAGUUUCUCUACGAAGCAGGCUAUAGCAGUGAAGACGGCAUCAUCGGUGUCACAGAGCCCCGCCGGGUGGCCGCCGUGGCCAUGUCCCAGCGGGUGGCCAAGGAGAUGAAUCUGUCACAGCGGGUCGUCUCCUACCAGAUCCGGUACGAAGGGAACGUGACCGAGGAGACCAGAAUCAAGUUCAUGACGGAUGGCGUGUUGCUCAAAGAAAUCCAGAAGGACUUCCUGCUGUUGAAGUACAAGGUGGUGAUCAUCGACGAGGCCCACGAGAGGAGCGUGUACACGGACAUCCUCAUCGGCCUCCUGUCCCGCAUCGUGGCUCUCCGGGCAAAGAGGAACCGGCCGCUGAAGCUGCUCGUCAUGUCGGCCACACUGCGGGUGGAGGACUUCACCCAGAACCCACGACUCUUUGCUGUGCCGCCCCCGGUCAUCAAGGUGGAAUCCAGGCAGUUCCCAGUGACGGUGCAUUUCAACAAGCGGACACCGCUGGAAGACUACAGUGGCGAGUGCUUCCGGAAGGUCUGCAAGGUUCAUCGCAUGCUGCCUGCGGGUGGCAUCCUGGUGUUCCUGACGGGACAGGCAGAGGUGCACGCGCUGUGCCGCCGGCUCAGGAAGGCCUUCCCGCCCCCCAGAGCCCAGCCACCAGGCAGGGACGGUCAGAAGGACUCGGCCGAGGAGAUGCGGGAGUUCAAGAAGUCGAGGACGAGAGCCAGGAGAGCCAAGAAGGCGCAGGCAGAGGCACUGCCCCACAUCAACCUGGAUCAUUACUCGGUAUUGCCAGUGGGCGAGGGUGACGAGGACAGGGAAGCCGAAGUGGACGACGAAGAGGAUGCCCUGGGCUCCGACCUCGACCUGGACCUGGGGGACGACGGGGCGGAUGGAGGUGAGCAGCCAGACGCUUCCCUCCCGCUGCACGUGCUCCCGCUGUACUCCCUGCUGGCCCCAGAGAGGCAAGCACAGGUCUUCAAGCCUCCCCCGGAGGGGACCAGGCUAUGUGUCGUGGCCACCAAUGUGGCCGAGACGUCCCUGACCAUCCCUGGCAUCAAGUAUGUGGUGGACUGUGGGAAGGUCAAGAAGCGCUACUACGACCGCGUCACUGGCGUGUCCUCCUUCCGCGUCACCUGGGUCUCCCAGGCAUCAGCCGACCAGCGGGCGGGCCGAGCGGGCCGGACAGAGCCCGGCCACUGCUACAGGCUGUAUUCGUCCGCGGUAUUUGGUGACUUCGAGCCGUUUCCCCCUCCAGAAAUCACCCGGAGGCCCGUGGAGGACUUGAUCCUUCAGAUGAAAGCUCUCAACAUCGAGAAGGUCGUCAACUUCCCCUUCCCGACGCCGCCCUCGGUGGAAGCCCUCAUCGCCGCGGAGGAGCUGCUGAUCGCACUGGGGGCCCUGCAGGCGCCCCAGAAGGCCGAGAGGAUGAAGCAGCUGCAGAGGUCCCGGCUGAGCCGCCCCAUCACCGCCCUGGGCAAGACCAUGGCCACGUUCCCCGUGGCACCCCGCUAUGCCAAGAUGCUGGCGCUGAGCCGCCAGCACGGCUGCCUGCCCUACGCCAUCACCAUCGUGGCCGCCAUGACGGUCCGGGAGCUGUUUGAGGAGCUGGACAGGCCAGCUGCCAGCGACGAGGAGCUCGCCAGGCUGAAGGGACGGCGUGCCCGGGUGGCGCAGAUGAAGAGGACCUGGGCGGGUCAGGGGGCCUCUCAGAAGCUCGGCGACCUCAUGGUGCUGCUAGGUGCCGUGGGAGCCUGUGAGUACGCCGGCUGCUCGCCCCAGUUCUGCGAGGCCAACGGCCUGCGCUUCAAAGCCAUGAUGGAGAUCCGGCACCUGCGGGGCCAGCUGACAACCACAGUCAACGCUGUGUGCCCCGAGGCCGGGCUGUUCGUGGACCCCAAGAUGCUGCCACCCACCGAGAGUCAGGUGACCUACCUGCGGCAGAUUGUGACGGCUGGCCUGGGUGACCACCUGGCCCGCAGGGUCCAGAGCGAGGAGCUGCUGGACGAAAAGUGGAGGAAUGCCUACAAGACCCCGCUUCUCGACGACCCUGUCUUCAUCCAUCCCAGUUCCGUCCUUUUCAGAGAGCUCCCCGAGUUCGUGGUCUACCAGGAGAUUGUAGAGACCACCAAGAUGUACAUGAAAGGCGUCUCCACCGUGGAGGUCCAGUGGAUCCCGGCCCUCCUGCCCUCUUUCUGCCAGUUCGACAAACCCCUGGAGGAGCCGGCCCCGGCCUACUGCCCCAAGAAGGGCCGGGUGCUGUGUCACCGGGCCAGCGUGUUCUAUCGUGUGGGCUGGCUGCUCCCCGCCGUGCAGGUGGACUUCCCGGAGGGCGUCGACCGCUACAAACACUUUGCCCGGUUCCUGCUGGAAGGACAGGUCUUCCGUGAGCUGGCUUCAUUCCGCGGCUGUCUGCUGUCCAGCCCCAGCACCAUGCUGAAGACGUGGGCCAGGCUGCAGCCCAGGACAGAGAGCCUCCUGAGAGCCCUGGUCAUGGAGAGGGCCGACUGCCGGGACGCCAUGCUGGCUGCUUGGAAGAAAAACCCCAAGUACCUACUGGCCGAGUACUGUGAGUGGCUCCCCCAGGCCGUGCACCCUGACGUGGAGAAGGCCUGGCCUCCCACCCCCAACCGCUGACCUGCUACCCGGCUGCAGCGCCGAGGACUGGCCAGGAGACCAGGGCUGCAGCAGCCCCACCCUGUG